Messenger RNA from Salvia splendens (bonfire salvia), 1131 nucleotides. RefSeq names its product protein ANTAGONIST OF LIKE HETEROCHROMATIN PROTEIN 1-like. The coding region runs from base 1 to 1131 and encodes 376 amino acids. Lineage: Eukaryota; Viridiplantae; Streptophyta; Magnoliopsida; Lamiales; Lamiaceae. The record is from RefSeq and is a predicted model, not a curated record. The transcript has 3 exons.
AUGGUCCGUACUGUUAUGGACUCGCCAAAUAGUGCAAGUGAUGACCGUGCACCUAUUACAUACAGUCUGACUGAAAAAAUUCCUGCUCAAGUGAGGCUCAUGGAUCGACUGUUUGGCGUUACCGACGGAGAUUGCAUCAGCAAUCUCCGAAUGGACCGCAAUGCAUUUGGCCGGUUAUGUCGCAUUCUCCGCGAUAGGUGUGGGAUGGUUGAUCAGAGAUACGUCCAUGUCGAGGAGCAGACAGCAAUGUUUCUGGCCACUCUUGCGCACCACAAGAAAACUCGAAUUGUUGGUUUCGAUUUCAAUAGGUCUGGGUAUACUGUAAGCCAUUACAUGCACGAGGUGAUGCGAGCUGUUAUUCAUCUCCAUAGUAUCCUAUUAGUAGAGCCCACACCGGUUGAUGACACAUGUGAUGAUCCACGAUGGAAUUGGUUUAAGGGGUGCCUCGGUGCACUAGAUGAGACUUAUAUAAAUGUGCGUGUAAGCACUGCCGAUGCUCCUCGUUAUAGGUCACGAAAAGGUCAGAUUGCAACAAACACACUUGCCGUCUGUGAUAGGUUCCUUAGGUUCGUCAAUGUUUUACCUGGAUGGGAGGGCUCUGUCGCUGACUCCAGGGUUCUUCGCGACGCCGUUACUCGACCAAACGGACUGAAAGUCCGUAGAGGUUCUUAUUACCUGUGCGACAACGGCUACGCUAACAGCGAAGGCUUCUUAACGCCUUUCAAGGGUGUUAGGUACCAUCUCAAAGAGUGGGGGCCCCAGACACAGAGGCCGAGUAGUCCAAAAAAACAAUACAACAUGCGCCGUACAAUGGCUCGAAACGUAAUUGAGCGGGCAUUUGCCGUCCUUAAGAUGCGGUGGGGUAUUCUACGCAGUGCGAGCUUCUACCCAAUUGAGACACAAACCCGGCUCAUAAUGACUUGCUUCAUUCUUCACAAUUACAUCAGAGGGGAAAUGCAAGUGGAUCCAGUGGAACAAGAAAUGGAUGGCGAUGGCAUUGAAGGCGACGGGGGGCAGCCUACGGACAGCGAGGAUCUAAGUCAGGUCCAAUAUGUCGAUGCAGUCGAAUCAACCGCGGAGUGGAAUCAAAUGCGUCAAGACCUUGCCCAAUACAUGUGGCAAAACCAGUAA